Morone saxatilis (striped sea-bass) is the source of this 1248-nucleotide messenger RNA. RefSeq names its product free fatty acid receptor 3. The record is from RefSeq and is a predicted model, not a curated record. Gene Ontology annotation, molecular function: bioactive lipid receptor activity. Lineage: Eukaryota; Metazoa; Chordata; Actinopteri; Moronidae. Gene Ontology annotation, biological process: positive regulation of insulin secretion; positive regulation of cytosolic calcium ion concentration; response to fatty acid. The transcript is spliced from 2 exons. Gene Ontology annotation, cellular component: plasma membrane.
AUGACGGAUGGACAAACCUGGCACUACAGCAGCUCUCUUGCCAGCUUGGAAAAAGUAAAUUGCUGCUACGAAUGGAGAAUCUGUCUUUUAAAAGAUGUGGUUUAUAAGCGGAGAAGGCACGAGGAAGACUCUGUGUCCUAAACUGAAGAGAUGCAGGUGUCUUUCAAGGAGUGCUUCGCUAUCUCCGUCUACAUCUUCACCUUUCUGCUGGGCCUUCCCGCCAACCUACUGGUCCUGUUUGUGUAUGUGCGCAAGGCCUGCAAGCGCGGCGCCACACCAAAUGUGGUCUACGCCCUGAACCUGUGCCUGGCCAACCUGGUGCUUGUGGUCUGGCUGCCCGUCAAGGCUAUGGAGACUUUGCUUCAGGACUGGAGGCUGCCAACAUCCAUCUGCCCCAUCUACAGCUUCUUCCUCUUCUCCUCGCUGUACGGCAGCUGUCUGUUCAUCACCGCUGUGACGGUGGGGCGCUACCUCAGCAUCGCAUUCCCAAUUAUCUACAAGAGAUACCGCCGUGCUCGACUCUCUUGCUUCAUCAGCGCUGCCUUGUGGGCCUUGGUGCUCUUUCACCUCAGUUUCGCCCUGGUGGCUGAAGGAGGGGCUCACUUUGUCUCCAAUGAGGGUGAAGCCUCAACCUGCUACAACCACUUCAACGACUCCCAGCUGGCUGUUCUGCUGCCUCUACGUCUGGAGAUGGCCAUGGUCUUGUUUGUUUUGCCUCUGAUUGUGACGUCCUUUUGCACGCUGCGCUGCGUUACCCUGGUGUGGCACUCAAAUUUGCGCCCUAUGGGAAAGAGAAGAGUCCUGACUGUUGCGCUCACCACGCUGGCUGUGUUUGUGGUGUGCAAUGCACCCUACAAUGCCUCGCACAUUGUGGGGUUUGUGUUGAAAGACAACAUCAAGUGGAGGACGUACGCUAUGCUGACGAGCUCCUUCAAUGUUUUCCUGGAGCCUGUGGUGAUGCUGAUGCUGUCGCCGGCAGUGUCGAGGGGAAUCAUGGGAAGAAUCUGUGGACGGCAAAGCCAGUUCAGCCGGACUGAGGGGUUGCGGCAUCAAUGUAAAAGCGCUAACGGUGUUGCAAAUGUCAGGGUACCGCCUACGCUAUCGCAGAAGAGCCAGGCUGAGGCUGAGGUGACUAAAGAAAGUCAGGAGUGAGAUCACAGUGGGUGGAGAGUAAUCGUGACAAAUCCAAAAGGAGAAAAAGAACAGAAACAUUCAUGGACAGCUUCAUAGAAGCUGUUUGAGUGUGCC